AUGGUAGAUGCCUUGAUCCUUCCAUUGCUGGCCGAAGAAGUGCUCCAUCCUCGACAGCCACUUUUCCCAAUCCGGAGUCGAAGUCGGGCAUUGGGGCUGCGGCCUGGCGACAUUCCAAUCUUGGAAGUCCCCCCCAUCAAAGACCGAGAAGUUCACCAAGUUGUCCCUCAGAUGGAUAGCCAGCCUCUCUGGCAUUCCUCCUUCCAUAGAGGGGCCAAGGACGUAGGAGUCGGUGACAGCACCGUCAUCAUCGGUCCAGGGCGCGAUAAUGUCAGUAAGGACCAGGCCCUGGAUGUCUCGGCAGAUGUCCUGGAAGACUUGGGACAGAGCUUCAGCGGAGGCAGAAGUGCUGGAGGCCAUUAA
Messenger RNA from Prunus armeniaca (apricot), 363 nucleotides. The record is from the annotation of a GenBank genome assembly. NCBI's taxonomy places the organism in Eukaryota, Viridiplantae, Streptophyta, Magnoliopsida, Rosales, Rosaceae.